AUGUAUGAAAAUUAUGAAGUGGACACCAAGAGUCUGGAGCGUGGUCUGAUGAAGUUGAAGCUAUUAGUUAUGGGGUUCAAGGCAAUAUUUACUUCUCCUUCCUCAGCCAAUGAAGUGGAUCGUGAAUGGGAUGGUGCCAACAUUCUUGAGAACAACCAGCGUGCGGAGAGACAAUCAGAUCAAGCCAAGGUAAAGACUUGCAUGGCCUCCAUCAUAGGUAUGAGAAAGGUUACACCUCACGCAAUUGCAUACACUGCUUGCCAAAUCCAAUUCACACUUUCCUGCAUCACCUCCUGGCACACUGUGAAUGGAGACUUUGACUAUCAGCUUUUCUGGAACAAUAUUGUAGAUGUCUUUGAGGAUGCCCCAGGUCCAGCUGUGCAAGUCAGGCUGAACAGACUUCUUGAGUGGUGGACCAGGUAA
Suillus paluster is the source of this 423-nucleotide messenger RNA. RefSeq lists its product as uncharacterized. The transcript is spliced from 3 exons. The record is from RefSeq and is a predicted model, not a curated record. NCBI's taxonomy places the organism in Eukaryota, Fungi, Basidiomycota, Agaricomycetes, Boletales, Suillaceae. The coding region runs from base 1 to 423 and encodes 140 amino acids.